GACGCAGUCAUCCCUUUGACAUGGUCACUGAGGAAGCUUAAAUUAUGCAAAACUACUGCUCUUGUGAUGUUGUUUUUCUCUGCCUAGUAUUGAAAGUGGUCUUAUUUUAGUAUAUGAGAAAACUGAUGCUCUUAAUUAUGUAUGUAGAUGUUACAAUAGAAAUGGUAUUAUCUUUGUAUUCACUCCUGAGCUUCCUAGGCUCCUAGCUAUUGGUUCUGUGAUUUGUGUCUGAAACCCAUAAAACCCCAGACCCAUGUUGGAGCUGAACCUUAGUUUUUUGCUUGUGGAAAAUAAUAUCCUCGGCUGAAUCGACUUCAAAUCAGGAAGAGUGAAACUUAAAAUCCUUUGGUGUGGUGCUGCGAUCAAGACCUAGUUUUUGGUUGUGUCAUCUAGUUUUUGCCCUGCAAUGGAAAAUAAUAUCCUUGGCUGAAUCGACUUGAAAUCAGGAAGAGUGAAACUAUAAUCCUUUGGCAUGCGGAUGCGAUCCAGACCCAGUUUUUGUUGUGUCAUCUAUUUUUUGCUCUGCUACCUGAUUGGCUGGUUUAGCGAGCAUCUUGGCGACUGAAUUUAUGUUUUUUUCCUUCAAUAUAUUGCAAGUUCCAUAUAGACCUACUCGUACAUAGUUCAACCGAACGCUCUUAAUGAUCCGGGUCAUGAUUUAAUUGCUCAAUAGAGAUGGUAUUAUUAUUGCUUUAUUUAUAAUUAUUAUUGUUGUAUUAAUUUUGUUUUCAUUGGGUAUAAUAGUGAUGGAUUCUAGGAGAAAUAAAAUUAUUAAGAUUAUCUCGCAAGAACAAGAAGAAGACGAUGAACUAUUUUUCCUUUUGGUUCCCGCUUUAUAUGCUUCCCUUUAUGAGGAAAAGCAUCCAGUUCACACAUCAUCUUUAUCCGGGGCUGCAAAGGUUAAGGAAAUAUUAGAAGGCCACGAGAGUUGGUCUAGGGUUGAGUUUCGGAUGGAACCUGAGAUUUUUAAGUCUAUCGUGGAUUACCUUAGAAGAGAGAAUCUAUUGAAGGGCAUGUCGCGUGUUGCUGUCGAGGAGCAGUUGGCAAUGUUCAUGUACAUGAUUUCGCACAAUGCUAGUAAUCAAGAUCUACAAAAAUACUUCCAACACAGCGCAGAAACAAUUCAUAGGAAGAUAAACAGGAUUUUUGACUUAAUUCCAACUCUAGCCCAAAUAUUUAUAAAGAUUCCAAGUUCACUCCAGCCCCAUCCGAAGAUUGUUUUGAACAAUCGCUGUUGGCCUUAUUUCCAGAACUGCAUUGGUGCUAUAGAUGGAACACAUAUCCCCAUCACUAUUGCUGAAGAUAAGGCCACCCCAUUUAGGAAUAGGAAAGGAACCCUCUCACACAAUGUCAUGGUUGCAUGUGAUUUUGAUCUGAAUUUCACAUUUAUUUCAUGUGGGUGGGAAGGAUCCGCAUCAGAUGCAGGAGUUCUUCGUUCUGCUAUUAGCAAGGGGUUUCAUGUGCCGGAAGGAAAAUUUUAUCUCGUAGAUGGUGGAUAUGCAAACACGCCUUCUUUUCUUGCACCAUAUCGAGGAGUUCGGUAUCACCUGAGUGAAUUUAGGAGGCGACGCUCAUCUAAUACGGGCUAUGCCGACCAUAGGGAGCUGUUCAACCAUACCCAUGCAAUUCUCCGGAACCACAUCGAAAGGAGCAUUGGUGUUCUAAAAAAACGGUUCCCUAUCUUGAAAGUGGGCAAUCACUACCCUAUAGAGUCACAAAUCAAGAUUCCGGCGGCAUGUGCUGUAUUCCAUGACAUCAUUAGAGCUCAAAGUGGUGAUGAGGCAUGGUUGGAUCACCAACCACCAUUAAUUCCACCAGAAACAUAUGUUGAUGUUCCAGAGGGAGAUGAUGUCAACCAACAUCAUCACAAUGAGGCAAAUAAUGGAUACACUCUUAGAGAUCAGAUCGCGAUGCAAAUGUGGGCUGAUUAUAACAACUAGUGGGACAUGAGUUUAUUUUGUAAAAAAAUUCUCACCUUUUCUUAGGUAAAGUAGUGGUAGAGAGAAAUUUAACUAGUACCCCAUUGUUGGUUCAAUAAUGUAGCUAUGGCAGCGCCUAGGGCAUCUUGGGACCAUGAGUAUGAGAAAGGUCUUGUUGAUAUAAUGCUUGACCACAACAAUCCCAUCUAUUGAGGUCAAAAUGGGUGGACUGCUGAAGGGUGGACUAAGAUUACAAAUACAUUCAAUCAGAAAUUUCCACUAGCUCAGUUCACCAAGCAACAAAUCCAAGAGAAGGAUAAGGAUUUAAAAGGAAAUUAUAAGGUAGUGAGAGACUCUCGAAAACAGAGUGGCACGGGAUGGGAUGAUACACUUUGCAUGAUCAUCGCUGAACCUGUAAUAUGGGAUAAACUUAUCAAGGACCAUGCAAGGAUAAAGAAGUUCCGUUCAAAACCAUUCAUGCUCUUCAAGUCAUUGGCUUCACUACAUGAAGGAAGUGUUGCUUCAGGAGACUUGAACUUUGUAUCAAUUCCGCAAGUGGAUCUCACAAGCGAUGCCAUUUCUCCUAUGGAUUCCUCUACCAAUGAUUUGAACCAUAUCUCCUCUACCAAUGUUGAUGAUGGUAUGUCCUCAUCUGAUAUACAAGGGCAAGGGGCAUCAAGAAGAGAUGAACCUGAAGCUACAACAUCUACCAACUCUGAACAAAAAGGGAGCACUGCCUGUGAAAAAGAGGAAGCAAAGCUAGAUCGCUGUUGUACUUGAGGACUACAUGGAUUUUCGUAAGAAACAAUCUGCAAAACUGGUUGACGAGUUGAAGGAAUCAAAGCAAGAUGACAUGUUCUCGAUUGGAAACUGUGUGGCUGCGCUAGAACCAAUGGAAGAUCUAUCAGUUGCAGAAAAAGCAAAGGCACUACGGCUUUUCAAAUGCCCAAUGAAUCGAGAAAUAUUCAUCAAUACCAAGGACUCAAAUCUUCGGCUUUAUUGGGUGAAGGAGGAGAUUUCUGAGAUGUAGAUAGCAUAAGCCAGCAUCAAGUUGUGGUACAUGAUGUCGAGGAAGGAGUGGAGAAAAGACUGGAGUAGGACGUGAUUGUUGCUUUGCGGCCCAUCUUGUUCGAAAGUAUCCCUGCGUUGGACAUGGCAACUUAUAAUCCAGAACUUUUUAUAGUGCACAAACUUGAUGAUGUAUCAAUAACUCUUGUAAUGAUUGCUUUUAUUUCCGCACACGAGAACGGCUUAGGCCAAUGCUCGAUCGUCGUGAAAUGCAGACUGAUUUCUUAAGCUUGAUGAAGUGAUGGAUAAGUUGUAGUAAUAUUUUUAAAAUUCUAGUUGACAUGAAUUAUGAACCUUUGUUA
Molecule: messenger RNA, 3289 nt
Organism: Aegilops tauschii subsp. strangulata
Lineage: Eukaryota; Viridiplantae; Streptophyta; Magnoliopsida; Poales; Poaceae
Source: RefSeq, a predicted model, not a curated record